Molecule: messenger RNA, 459 nt
Organism: Colletotrichum paranaense
Lineage: Eukaryota; Fungi; Ascomycota; Sordariomycetes; Glomerellales; Glomerellaceae
Exons: 2
Coding region: 1-459 (152 amino acids)
Source: RefSeq, a predicted model, not a curated record
AUGUCACUUUUGGGCCUUGUGGUGACGGCAUCCCAAUGCCACGGAAAGCUUGCGACAAUAACACUUUGCAAUGAGCUGAGGCUACUUGCUCUGGUAAUGAUAGUGUCCCUACUGUUCGUUUGGCUGACACCCAUCUCUGCCCAAGCAACAUGGCAUUUCAACAACACUCACACUCACUUGUACAGCAAGCAUCACAUAGACUCCAACACAGUCGACAACUUGACAGUGCUGAUCGCCGCUACGGAUCGCCCUGUUCCCUGCAGUCCCGCGCAUCCUACGGUGCCUACGUGCUCGCUUCUCCUCACUUACACGCACAGCUCUCCAGCUUUCGUCCACCAUGAAACCCCCCAAUCUCGCGGGCCUAGCCACCGUCUGCACAUCAUGUCGCACUCUCUCCCUUUCUGCGCAGUACCUCUCCGCCGAGGGAAUACAACGUCAAAACUCACAAGUCACUUGUAA